Messenger RNA from Protopolystoma xenopodis, 2139 nucleotides. The record is from the annotation of a GenBank genome assembly. Lineage: Eukaryota; Metazoa; Platyhelminthes; Monogenea; Polystomatidea; Polystomatidae.
AUGUUCCCUCUACUGUACUCGUUGGCAGUUGCAUACAUCUUAUUGAUUUGCGUCGCUCCUCACUUAUGCCUCGAAAAUAUAGAAACUUGCCCAGAAUUCUGCGAGUGUAAAGGAAUUUCUCCGCUGAAAUAUAUAGACUUGGUUUCUCCUGACACUGAAGAUCACACCAAAAUAAAAAAUACGGACUCACGGGAAAAUGCAAUAAAAAUACCUGAAGCUUUUAAAGUUGGAAUUGGCAUCGAAAACGUAGCUGCCAACUGUCAUGUUACUCCAAAGGAUUUGCCUUUAAAUUGCCCGAAGAGUUGGCGUUACCUUCGGAUUUUACUUACGUACAAGGAAGCUAGUUUUCUAGCUACUGAUCAAACGCACUACAUGAGCAACAUAAAUACUGUUUCUGAAAAGAUUACCCGAAUCACAACUCCGUUUCUCAUGCAAUGCUCCCAAUUGACAAGUUUCGUUGUUACUAGCCUCAUCGAGCGUGAUUUGGUCGUUGCGGUUCCUCAAAUACUGCACUCACUAAGCAACCUAAAGCGUGUUUGGAUUCGUCACCUUCAAUUUGCCAAACACGUUCGCAAAAGAAUUUCGCUUUUUAUCGACACACCUCGUUUAGAGUUUGCAGCCAUCUCGUUUUCUAAUCUGCAAAUGGCUGAAGCCACAAAAGUGCUGGAUGGAGCUCCCGCCACCUUACGCCAAUUGAGAUUGAACAAUCUUGAAAUAUCUGGACGCCUAUCGCCGAAAUUAUGUUCUCAUAUCUGCCAGAAAGAAGAGUCAACUAAUUCAACCAAAGGAAUCAUCUCACUCUACCUAAAUGAAAAUAGAAUAUCAGGCCUCUAUCCGGAAAGCUUUGAAAACUGUAGUCAAUUGAAGGUGUUACAUUUAGCUGGGAAUGAACUUCAGGGGAGUUUAGAGUCCGUAGUCGGCAUGAUGCUGCCUGGACAAUCAAUUGAAUAUAAAAGCCUCGGGAGCAUGCACCCGCUUAAUGAGGUUCUUCUUGCCAGUGCCUUUGUACACAUUCCUCAGCUAACCAUACUCGAUCUGUCCGGAAAUAAAAUAUCCUCGAUCCAAACUCCUCUGUGGUCGGGUGCUAGAAUCGAAAAGGAGACCUUAAAGCUGCGGGGAGGACUUGUUUAUUUACAUCGUCUUUCGCUAUCAAAUAAUAAAUUGCAUUUUAUUUCUCCGGGAGCAUUUGCAGGAUUACCUGGACUACGUGAGUUGGAUCUUACACGAAAUCCAACACUAGUCAGUCCCCCCGUUUAUACGAGCAGGAAUCUAAUUGCUAAUGUGAACGGAUUUGAUCCAAGCGUUUUAUCAGGCAUGCUACUUCUCACUCGUUUAUCCUGGGACCGCCAACUAAUUGCAUGCUUAAGUAGGCCCGUCAUGAAUUCCUUCGAAUACGGUAGCUUGUCUGCUUCUGUGUUUCGCGAACUGAAACGUCUGCCUCUAUGUUCCAAUCAAACAAAAUUUCGUUUAAGAGAAAGUAGGCAAACCAACAGAAUGGGUUCAAUUGUCAUUAAUCAGGAUCUAAAAUAUGCAACUAAAGGCCAUUUUGGAGUCGAAAAGCCUUACAAUACGACCAAUAGAAGAAGUAAUGUAAGUGACUAUCUUGGUCAAAAUAUCGCUGUUGACCUAUUUGCUAGAAUGUUAUCGUUUGGUUGCGUUUGUAUUCUGCUUUUACUGCUUUUUAUUUUGGCUCUUCUUGAGCGAAGAUUUCGUCAGCAUAAACAAAUGAAAGAGUCUAAUACUGGCAAAAAAAUUGUCCUAAAGAUUCACGUAAAGCAAAAGGAUGACUUUUGUGACAGAGAACUGCGUUUAUUUCGUCUUAAAGUAAAUGCCAACAAAAACAUUCCACUAAGCAAAAGACAAGGACAAAUGUGUGGGAAUAUGAUUCUCCCAUAUUUCAAUUCAUAUUGUGUAAAAGAGGAUGUCCAGCCAGAGGGAGUCAGCACCAAACUAAAUUGUAGGGGACUUUUUUCAUCAAACUCAGAGCUUUUGCAAUCAACUAAGCAAUGCUUGCAUUCAAAUACACCACUCACUGAUGACGAAUUAAUUACACUGCAAAUAAAGGAUAGACAGAAUAAUCAGCCAAUAACCACUAUGAACGAUAGAAGCAUUAAGAGUAAAGUUCAACCAACUUACUAA